ACCCAACCACUGCAUCGCUAUCAAUAUAUACUCCUUUGUGACCUAAAACCAAAACCACAACGGCUCCUAUCAUUACCAUCUUAGACACGUCACAAUUCUAAAAUAUCACGCUGACCAAGUCACUAUAACUGUUAAUGGCAACGUUAUAGCCGUUACGUUCCAUAUAUAUACCCAUACCCUAUUGCAUAACUCCGAUUAUUAACACCACCGAAAGCGCCGCAACCGAAUGGAGCUCGAUUCCUCUUCCAUCGGCGAAGAGACCACCACAACCACGCGCCGCUCCUCCUGCUUCCCUUGCUGCUUCACCUACCACUGCUCCACCACCGACGACUUACCAUGGUGGGAGCGCGUGCGAAACACUUCUCUCUCCCGUGGAUUCAUGAAGAUCCGCGAGUGGUCCGAGAUCGUAGCCGGACCGCGCUGGAAGACGUUUAUUCGGCGGUUCAACCGGAACAAGACCGGAGCUGGAGGUUACCGUCAGGCCGGGAAAUACCAGUACGAUCCUUUGAGCUACGCGUUGAACUUCGAUGAAGGACAUAACGGGGAUUUAGAAGAUGAAUGUCCUGAUGAGUUUCCGAAAUUUUCCGAUCGUUAUGCAACGGCGCCACUUUACAAGCCUGGUUCCACGGAUUCGGAACAGAACGUCGUCGUUUCGAGCAGAAAUGAAGAACAAUUGCAAGUAUAGAAAUUAGGGUACGAAUUCGUUGAUUACAAGAGGCGUGAAAGCAUGACUUCAUUUUUUAAUUUUUUUAAUUCAAGAAUUGAGUAUAGUUUUAUUUUUUUCACAUGUAUAUCUUUAAUAGAGAAUAUUUUUUGUGUUCGGUUUGGGUUUCCAGAAUGUAAUUUUCAGCUUGUUUAUUUUCAUUUAUGUGAAUACCAUAUAAAAUUUCAUAAAUCAUAAUCACUAUCAUACUUAUGGAAUGUGGCGUGUACGUCACAGUGUAUUGACUCUUGAUAACCACUAGGAGAUACUGUAUGUUAUUCUGUUUUUCUUUAUUACAUCAUCAACCAAAUUUAUUGGGCUUUUUUUC
Molecule: messenger RNA, 1031 nt
Organism: Vicia villosa (hairy vetch)
Lineage: Eukaryota; Viridiplantae; Streptophyta; Magnoliopsida; Fabales; Fabaceae
Exons: 1
Coding region: 227-685 (152 amino acids)
Source: RefSeq, a predicted model, not a curated record